Molecule: messenger RNA, 1365 nt
Organism: Camelina sativa (false flax)
Lineage: Eukaryota; Viridiplantae; Streptophyta; Magnoliopsida; Brassicales; Brassicaceae
Source: RefSeq, a predicted model, not a curated record
AUGUCUAAUGCUCUACAAGCUAAACAGAGAACAGGUUUUAUCAAUGGAACAAUCUCAAAACCUUCCAUUGAUGAUCCUAACUUUGAGAAUUGGCAGACGGUGAACUCGAUGAUUGUUGGAUGGAUCCGUACUUCCAUCAAACCAAAAGUAAAGUCCAAUAUUACGUUCAUAUCUAAUGCUCGUGCCCUAUGGCUUGAUUUGAAGGAACGUUUCUCAGUGGGAAACAAGAUGCGAGUACAUCAAAUCAAGGCUCGAAUUGCGGCGUGUCAACAAGCUGGACAACCCAUCAUCGAUUACUAUGGCAAACCCUUGACAGUUUGUAAGUGUGGUUUGUGUACGUGUGGUGCUACUCUUGAACCUGCUAAAGAGAGAGAGGAGGAGAAGAUCCACCAAUUUAUUUUGGGUCUCGAUGAUUCUCGCUUUGGAGGUCUUAGUACCAAUCUUGUUGCAAUGGAUCCAUUUCCUUCUCUUGGGGAAAUUUAUUCCCGAGUUAUUAGAGAAGAACAACUUUUAGCUUCUGCUUGGGUUCAUGAGCAGCAUAAAGAGGUCGUGGGUUUCACGACUCAAACCGAACGGAGUGUACUUCCUUCUUCCCGAACAGAGAUACAGAGUGGAGGAAGAUUGAAUUCCUCAAGUAUCAGGUUUCGCUCUUCCAUCUGCUCUCAUUGUGGACGGUCAAGACAUGAAAAGAAGGAGUGUUGGCAGAUUGUUGGAUUUCCAGAAUGGUGGACUGAGCGCAACGGUGGACGUGGGUCUGCUACUCGUGGUAGAGGAGGUCGCGGUCUUGGACGUGGAAGAGGAUAUGCCACGAAAGCUCACGCAACGAGCUCCAAUUCAUCGAACCUCCCUGAGUUCACACAAGAACAGUUACAAGCUCUUUCACAGAUGCUCAAAGGACAAACCACCAGCGGAUCUUCUGAUAAAUUGUCUGGUAAGCCAAAGUUUGGCAAUGUUGUUCUUGACACUGGUGCCUCUCAUCACAUAACUGGGGAUCUCUCCCUCUUGUCUAAUGUUGUCUCUAUACCUCCUUGUUAUGUGGGGUUUGCGGAUGGUAGCAAAAUGUUUGCUCUUACCAAGGGAUUUUUUCCUCUUUCAAACAGAUUUGCACUAACCGAUGUUCUUUAUGUUCCAACAUUGACCUGCACAUUGAUAUUUGUUUCUCGAAUUGUGGAGCAAACUAAGUGUGUUGCUACCUUCACUAAUACAAUCUGUGUUUUACAGGACCGUUUAACGAGGACUUUGAUUGGAAGCGGUGAAGAGCGUCAUGGGGUUUAUUAUCUUAUGGAUGUGGCAACGGCAAGGAUUCAUUCCAUAAAUGUUUCUUCUGAUCAGCGACUUGUGGCAUCAGCGUUUAGGUCAUCCUAG